AUGGUUCUCGAUUCCAAGCAGAGAGAUGCUAUUAAUGCUAAGCGGUUCAAUGGCAAAAAACCAACCACAUCAAAAAUCAAUAAUAACAAGAAUGGCAGAAACCAUAAUAAGGUUCCAGAAGCAUCACUGGUGCCGGUGCAGCCAAAACCAUUGACUUCUAAGGAUAAAAAUACGAAAAGACUCAUAGUAGUUCUUUCACAAGCAUCUUUGGAAACCCACAAGAUCAGUACUGGAGGAGGUCCUGGAUCGGAAAAGUACGCUCUUCUCAACUGCGAUGAUCACCAGGGGUUGCUUCGAAAAAUGGGAAGAGAUAUCUCGGAAGCUCGACCUGAUAUCACCCAUCAAUGUCUCUUGACAUUACUUGAUUCUCCUGUCAACAAAGCUGGUAAGUUGCAGGUGUAUAUUCACACAUCCAAAGGUGUUCUCAUAGAGGUGAAUCCAUGUGUUCGUAUUCCUAGAACAUUCAAGCGGUUCUCUGGUUUAAUGGUCCAGCUUUUACACAGAUUAUCCAUUAGAUCUGUCAACUCCCAGGAGAAACUUUUAAGAGUUAUCAAAAAUCCAAUAACAGACUACUUGCCUACAAAAUGCCGCAAGGUUACCUUAUCUUUCGAUGCAAAGGUGCAGCCAGUGAAGGACUAUGUUGAUACUCUGGCUGAUGAUGAGAGUCUGUGUGUGUUUAUUGGUGCUAUGGCAAGAGGUAAGGAUACUUUUGCCGACGAAUUUGUUGAUGAGAAAAUUGCUGUUUCUGAAUAUCCACUUUCUGCUUCUGUGGCCUGCAGCCGUAUUUGCCACGGUGCAGAGGACGCUUGGGGAAUUUUAUGA
This is a messenger RNA of Brettanomyces bruxellensis, 822 nucleotides long. RefSeq names its product 18S rRNA pseudouridine methyltransferase (gene EMG1). The record is from RefSeq and is a predicted model, not a curated record. Gene Ontology annotation, biological process: rRNA base methylation. The coding region runs from base 1 to 822 and encodes 273 amino acids. NCBI's taxonomy places the organism in Eukaryota, Fungi, Ascomycota, Pichiomycetes, Pichiales, Pichiaceae. The transcript has a single exon. Gene Ontology annotation, cellular component: small-subunit processome; nucleolus. Gene Ontology annotation, molecular function: rRNA binding; rRNA (pseudouridine) methyltransferase activity.